Molecule: messenger RNA, 3859 nt
Organism: Girardinichthys multiradiatus
Lineage: Eukaryota; Metazoa; Chordata; Actinopteri; Cyprinodontiformes; Goodeidae
Product: tumor necrosis factor receptor superfamily member 4
Exons: 7
Coding region: 683-1615 (310 amino acids)
Biological process (GO): regulation of cell population proliferation
Cellular component (GO): external side of plasma membrane
Molecular function (GO): cytokine binding; signaling receptor activity
Source: RefSeq, a predicted model, not a curated record
AAUAAAGUAUCUUUGAAUUGAAUUGAAUUGAGAUUCAUAACCUGAAACUUUUAAUCUCCUUUAGUACUCUUCUGUGGAGAAUGACUAGUGAUGUUAAGAACAAAAAGAGAUAGAAAUUAGCAUUCUGACUUUGGACUAAAUAUUUAGUCAGACGAUCAGACAGAUACUAUAUGAUUGUGCUUAAUAUAUGCACAAUAAUACCUAAGUUAAUUGUAAACAACACAGCGUGGCAGCAUAAUCCAUAUAGAAGUGGGGUUAUAGAACCUCACUGUUUGAACAUGGUAAAAACCUGGCUAAAACAUUCUGUGUGACUAAACAUUUCUUUUCCUUGUCCAGUAAACAAUGUGUUACAGUAGUCUAUAUGUGAAGAAAGAAAAACAUGAACUGUUUCUUACGGUUCAGGAUGGUUUCAGGAUAAAAAUUUGACUAUUUGAGCAAAUUAUUGGGGAGAGCCCCGGGGAUAAGGUUAUGCAUUUAAAGGAGUUUAAUAGGCUUUAUAGACUUUUGAAAUUACUUUUAGUUUUAAAACAGCAGAUUUUCAGAUAUCAAACAAUAACAAUAAAAUUUGCCCAUCAAGUUGUUUUGGCUUUUUUUUUUUUUUUUUUUUUAGGGGAAAGACGUCUUCCCCAGAAAAGUUGAGUAAGUGUUUAGAUUAUGUAGGCUCUGCUAGCUAAAAACCCACAUGCCUGAGUGUAACAGUUUCACAAUCUCAGUGGUGCAGCCUUGUGGUACAGCUCACAGUGAAGGACUAGACAUGGUUCUGUGCAAUCUGCUCAUAUUCAUUUUCACACUAAACGAAGUCCUUGUUAAUUCAGAUACCAAUAACGGAAUUCCUUGCAACAAAGGUGAGAGAGUAACUGAACGCUUUCCAGGCAAAAGAGAAUGUGCACCAUGCCAGGAUGGAUAUUUUCAACAAACACCAAAAUUUUCAAAAAGUUGUAAUGCAUGUGCAAAGUGUGAUGAAGUUACAGGGAGUUUCGUCAAAGUGAAGUGCACCAAAGAGACAGACACAAUAUGUGGAUGUCGUGAAGGAUUUUCUCCCUUGUUGGAGAAUUCUGCCUGGUGUAAAUGUGACAAAGGAUCUGGACUUAAAAAUGGAGUUUGUUCAAGAUGCGAGGAAGGCUUUUUCAGCACAGAAAUUGAUUCAUCCUGUAAAAAAUGGAAACAAUGUGGCUCCACAGGGAUUAAAAAGGCCGGAACCGCAACUUCUGACGUCAUCUGUAAUGAAUUAAAUGGUAGUCAGACCACUACAUCUCCCACAUCAAUCAAAAAGGUUUUCCUCUCGCUCUUAACAACACGUCGUCCACAUGAGGGGGUUCAAACACAGAAGACACUCUCUAGUACCACCACAGCUCCUGUUCAACAGAACAUCCUGAGACACACCACACAGCCCAGCUUUCCCAGGUCAAACACUAGCACCCACAUAGGGACGGCCAUUCUCAUUUUGGGAAUUGUUGGACUGCUCCUGUUGACAGCAAUGACCUGCAAGCUGCACGUUACUCCCUGCUGGCGGACAAAACCAGCAGUACAGACCAAGGACUCUUUGUGUCGGAGGCCAGUUGAGGAAAGCGGCGAUGGCAGUGAGUCCUCUUUGAAACUCAACCCAGAGCCCUGAGGUGAAGCUUUCCUUUGACGUGAAAUCCUCAUCUGAUAUUUCAGAGAAUCAUCCUUAGAAAAGUUCAUCAUUGAUCCCUUGAAUCCUUCUUAUGUUGCUUGUUGCGUGUUAGACAUACAUCACAAUCAUAUGUAUUGUAUCAGGUGUAUUCUCAACCUGCACUGUGGUCAAUAUUUGACCUUUGUUUGUUCUGUUGUAAUACAAUAUAGGGUAACUAAUAUGCAAAAGUAUACCUCGCUUUUUAAAACUGUGAAACCAUUCAAGGUAGAAUUCAUCCUCUACUACUUAUUUUGUUAUCGCUCUUAAGAAAUGUUAUUAUUGCCUACAAGACCAUUAGGGUGUUUCCUUCAAUUACACAUCUGCUAUAUACCAUUUUAUAUAUAUAUAUAUAUAUAUAUAUAUAUAUAUAUAUAUAUAUAUAUAUAUAUAUAUAUAUAUAUAUAUAUAUAUAUAUAUAUAUAUAUAUACAUACAUAUAUAUAUAUCAUUUUUAUUAUUUUGUUUUCUCACAAAUUUCAAUAUGCAAUUUUUUGUGUUCAAUUACUAUAUGCAUGUUUCUGCCGGUUUUAUUAACCUUCUGCUGAUAUAUGUAUUCUCUAAAAGGGCUGGGACAACUCUGAGAAAUAUACAUUUUAAACAAUGCUGUGGGUAGAAACUAUAAAGUACACCUGAUGCAGGUCUUAAAAAAUGACAAUAUUUACCUUUUUGUUUUUUACAUUGCUUUUAAGCCUCUAUGUUGAGUUAUGCAGUGUUUACUCAGUAUGUUCCACCAGUCACAUGCUUGUUCUGCACAGAACAAGAUUAAGCAAACAUGUUUUUAGAGAUAUGUGGGGUAAGGGGAAGUACCCCAUGGAGCAAAAUGUACUUCUUUUUUCUCCCCCACAAAGUAAUGCCUCCUCUGUUUUCUUGUUCCGCCGAGUAGAAAGAAAAGUUGUAAAUGUGAUGACUUUCAUGUUGUUUGUGCCUUGCUGGAAAUAUUUCUCAGAUAAGGACAGUCAGAGGAGUAUGAAACUUUGACGUAUUACCUCACACCAUUUACAUUUUAGUUGUAAAGUCUAUUGAGGAGAAGCUGCAAAUCGACUGAUUCAUUCCAAGAGAUGAAAAUUCAUUUAAAGAGUGUGGUGAGUGUUCAGAUAGGAAAAAAACAACCAUUUGAGAAUAUCAUGAAUGGAUUUAUUAUAUAUGUUUAUUUUAUUUUCCAUUGAAACAAACAUUUUACGCACACAAUAUACAAAGUAAAAUGUACUCUAUCCAAGUUUUUUCUGAGAAACUGCUCAUAAUUAUCAACAUGUAGUACCAGUUAGUAUUACUGGUAUUGAUGUAGAGUGAACAGCGUUUUACACAUUUAACUGCUUAAUGAAAAGCUUUUUGUACUAUUUAUGAGCAGUGGUGUUUUUUUAAAUAGGAGGCAUGACUUUUGGCCUAGGGCGACUUGGCCUGUGGGGGCGCCAUAAGGGAAAAAAACCAAAAACUAUUAUUUGUUAGUGACACCCUAAAUAAGCGGUCCACCUCUUAUAAGCAAGUUCAGUCAAUAGGGAUGGGCACCCUUCGGUGGUGUUCACAGUUAAGGCACUCUAAAAAAACAUCACAGACUAUUUGUGUUUUUUAAGAGCAUGUUCUGCAUAUGAACAUUUCCAGUUAAAAACCUAGAGCUGGAUAAUUUCUUAUUGAACAUAAUAAAACUUUAUUUUAUUUGUGAAAUCAAACAGAAAAGAGCAUUUAAUGCUUUCUAGGGAAUUUGACAUUCUUGCAUUCUGUCAUAUCUAUAUUACCAAUAUUUUAGUGUUAAUGUUUCUAAAAAGUGACAGAGUGAUCCUUUUUUGCCAAAUGGCCUCCAUUGAUAGUUAGGGUUGCAGAAGAUGGUACAUGCGCAGGGGUCCCAUCAUGUACGAAUUGCCACUGCUUCUGAGUGUGAACAUCUGUUACAGACAGAAUAACCAAAAAGGAAAGAGUACCUCCACAAAACUGCCUGUAAAUGUCACUGAUCCAGGAAGUCGCCGUGCAGUUUCAGAGAAAUUAUGCGUACCUUGCACGGAACAAACCUGUUGGGGUUUUUUGACGUGUAGCUCAAUUUACAAGCGCCUGAAGAUAAAUAUCAUCCAUUUAUUCCAGUUAUUUAUAUCUUUUAGUCAUGCCUUUAUAUUUUAUUUUUUACUAACGUUAUAUAUGUAUUUACUUUUUAUGUGUAUGUAUAGUUUUGUUUAGAUUGUGUAAAUGUUGGGAAUAAAGAUUCAUUGAUUUCUAA